GCUGCUAUUAAAAGAGCUCAAAUCCCCAAGUAUUUCUGUGUCAGGGGGCGUCUGUCAUGUUGGAGGAGCUCUGAGAGCGAGCUGCUGACGCUGCAGUUCCUCAAAGGACAGAAACCCAGAGUCCAGAACACCUACAAACUGCUGAGACACAGACAUCCUGCAGGAGAUGGACCCGGUGUGGACCACCACGGUCCUGCUAGUACCAUGUGUGGUGGUGCUCACAGCUGGAUUUUUCUACCUGUACGGUGUGGUGAUGGGCCUGCUGUCCAAAACAUCAGUACGCAACAAGGUGGUGGUUAUCUCUGAUUCUCUGUCUGGGCUGGGAAAAGAAUGUGCAGGCGUGUUUCACAGAGGGGGGGCUCGGCUGAUCCUCUGUGGGAAAAGUUGGGACAAACUUGAAGAACUUGCAGAUGAUUUGGCAAAUGCCUCAGACCCGACUUUAACGUUUCCUCCUAAACUGGUGCUGCUGGAUUUUGGAGACAUGGACAGCAUGCAUGAGGCUAUCCAGGAGAUCCUUGAGUGUUACGGCUGCCUGGAUAUCCUCAUUCUCAACAGCAGCAUGAAGGUUAAAGCCCCAGCUCAGACUGUGUCUCUGCAGAUGGACAAAUUGCUCAUGGACAACAACUACUUUGGACCAGCCACGCUCGCUAAAGGUGUGCUGCCGUCGAUGAUCUCCAGGAGAACUGGUCACCUGCUGCUGGUCAACAGCAUCCAGGGGAAACUAGCUGUUCCAUUUCGCACCGCAUAUGCAGCCUCUAAACAUGCAGUCCAGGCGUUCUUUGACUGCCUGAGAGCUGAGGUGGAGGAGUACGGCAUCUCUGUGAGCACCAUCAACCACACCUUCAUCAGUACCUCGGCCUCUGGAAACAGUGAAACCCCUUCCUCUAAAUCCAUCUUGUCAUUCCUGUACACUAAGAAACCUCUAGGUGUUUCUCCAGAAGAGGCAGCGACCGAGAUCAUGAAGACUCUGAGUAACAAGAGCAAGGAGGUGCUGAUUGCUCCCUCUCUCCCAAAGGUGGCACUCUACACCAGGUCCUUCUUUCCCAACGUCUUCUUCGCUGUGAUGGCUGCAGGUGUAAACCAUGCUGCUGCCUCUGAGAACAUGUAGAUCUGCAGCCAUAAACUGUGAUGACAUGAGGAAAGAAUGAUGGUGAAACUCAUCAGUCGUAAUGUUGCUGUAGGUCUGAAGCUGCAAGCCAAUUAAAUAAGUAUGACUAAUCACAUGUUUUGUCUUGUCUUGUCCUGCCAUCAAAUCAUUUUGCUUCAUUUAAACUCAGAU
Labrus mixtus (cuckoo wrasse) is the source of this 1279-nucleotide messenger RNA. Its product is annotated as dehydrogenase/reductase SDR family member 7C-B-like. Gene Ontology annotation, molecular function: all-trans-retinol dehydrogenase (NAD+) activity. The record is from RefSeq and is a predicted model, not a curated record. Gene Ontology annotation, biological process: regulation of release of sequestered calcium ion into cytosol by sarcoplasmic reticulum. Lineage: Eukaryota; Metazoa; Chordata; Actinopteri; Labriformes; Labridae. The transcript is spliced from 7 exons. Bases 167 to 1108 code for a protein of 313 amino acids. Gene Ontology annotation, cellular component: sarcoplasmic reticulum membrane.